AAAAACUCGCUAAACAAACCACCUCACCGAAUCACGCAUUCCAAAUCUCCCUUCUCUUCUCUCCCAACCCUAAUUCAACAAACUCACAGAUUUUCAUUCUCUCUCUCUCUCCUUCCCCUUUCUCAGAAAAUUAUUCUCCCUAAUUUUCUCGAGAAAGUUAGGAUCAUCAUCGAUCGAAAACAGAUUAUUAAAGAGGAAAAUUAAAAAUCAAUCCGAGAGAAUUAUGAGCUUCCAGGACAUCGAAUCUGGCCGCCCGUUCAGACGUGGACCGAUCAACGGAAAGCAAGACCCGACGCAGGCCGUGGCUGCCGGUAUUUUUCAGAUCAAUACUGCCGUUUCCACUUUUCAGAGACUCGUUAAUACCGUUGGAACACCCAAAGAUACCCCUGACCUCCGUGAAAAGCUUCACAAGACCAGACAACAUAUUGGGCAGUUGGUGAAGGAUACUUCAGCUAAGCUUAAACAGGCUAGUGACAUUGAUCACCAUGCUGAAGUUAAUGCAAGCAAGAAAAUAGCAGAUGCUAAACUCGCGAAAGAUUUUCAAGCAGUCUUGAAAGAGUUUCAGAAGGCACAACGGCUUUCAGCGGAGAAGGAAACAGCUUACACUCCUUUUGUUCCACAAGCAAUGCUUCCUUCUAGCUAUACUGCCAGUGAAAUGGAUAUUGGCUCUGAUAAGACACCAGAACAGCGUGCCCUUCUUGUCGAAUCCAGGAGGCAGGAGGUUUUAUUCCUAGAUAAUGAGAUUGCCUUCAAUGAGGCAAUCAUUGAGGAAAGAGAGCAAGGCAUUCAAGAAAUACAGCAGCAAAUUGGUGAAGUUAAUGAAAUUUUCAAAGAUCUCGCUGUGCUUGUCCAUGAACAAGGAACCAUGAUUGAUGAUAUUGGUUCCAACAUUGAGAAUUCGCAUGCUGCAACCGCACAAGCAAAAACUCAACUUGCAAAAGCUUCAAAAACACAAAGAUCAAACUCAUCUCUGGCAUGCUUGCUUUUGGUGAUAUUUGGGAUUGUGCUUCUCAUAGUGAUCAUAGUUCUUGCUGCUUAAGUGAAAGAUUCUAUUAAUUCCAUCAUGGUGCUAAUGCAUAUAUACGAAGAACAGCAGAUAGAAUCUUCCUUACUGAUGAUGUUACUUAAGUGGUGUUUUACCAAGUCUCGGUUGACUGGAGUUUGACUUAGCUGAUUUCAGCGCAUGAUGUAGGAACUCCCUUCAUUAUAUUGUAAUUUUGUUGUGGGGUGUUAUGUUUUGAUGUGUCAACUUGUGCUGUAAGUUCUCGUGAUAUAUAAUAAUUCUUUGGUUUUCCUUUACUUGUAAAUGCAACACCGAAAUUGGCAAUGCUGACUCUCCUAUUCAGCAAGACAUUGAUUUAUGAUGAUCUGUUUUCUUUUAUAGUGAUGUUUUGUUUCCAAAUUGAAAGCUUAAGGUUUUCUUGGGUAAGGCUGUGUAUGGAGAAAAAUUGAUGUAUUUGAUAAUUUGUGUUAGGCACACGAUCAUGAUUAUAUUUA
Messenger RNA from Vicia villosa (hairy vetch), 1497 nucleotides. Its product is annotated as syntaxin-22-like. The transcript has 7 exons. Bases 224 to 1039 code for a protein of 271 amino acids. NCBI's taxonomy places the organism in Eukaryota, Viridiplantae, Streptophyta, Magnoliopsida, Fabales, Fabaceae. Gene Ontology annotation, biological process: intracellular protein transport; vesicle fusion; vesicle-mediated transport. Gene Ontology annotation, molecular function: SNARE binding; SNAP receptor activity. The record is from RefSeq and is a predicted model, not a curated record. Gene Ontology annotation, cellular component: SNARE complex; endomembrane system; membrane.